Molecule: messenger RNA, 4215 nt
Organism: Vicia villosa (hairy vetch)
Lineage: Eukaryota; Viridiplantae; Streptophyta; Magnoliopsida; Fabales; Fabaceae
Product: putative disease resistance RPP13-like protein 1
Exons: 2
Coding region: 165-4064 (1299 amino acids)
Biological process (GO): defense response to other organism
Molecular function (GO): ADP binding
Source: RefSeq, a predicted model, not a curated record
UUCAACCUUUAAAGAUGCCAAUUGCUUUUAAAAUGUGCAACUUCACCCAAAGUGUUAUUGUUAUAUUCAUUCAUAUGUGAGUUUUUGCUCCUUACUUGCUAUUACUCAAUCUCUCAAUCUUACUUACUAGCUGAUUUGCUGUUAUCAAUAUCAAUACAAAAGAGAUGGCUGCCACUGCAACUAUGAUAGGAGGUGCGUUUCUCUCUGCAACUGUUCAAACCUUAGUUGAGAAACUUGCCUCAACUGAGUUUCUUGAUUACAUCCGAAACACCAAGCUGGAUGUCUCCCUCUUGAGAAAGUUACAAACAACCUUGCUCACUCUUCAGGCUGUGCUGGAUGAUGCAGAAGAGAAGCAGAUCAACACUCCUGCUGUCAAAAAUUGGCUAGAUGACUUGAAAGAUGUUGUCUUAGAUGCCGAGGAUUUGGUCAAUGAAAUAAGUUACGACUCCCUUCGGUGCAAGAUGGAGAAUAAACAAGCUGGAAGCAGAACUAAUCAGGUGUUGAAUUUUCUUUCAUCUCCUUUCAAAAACUUCUAUAGAGAUAUCAAUUCCCAAUUGAAGAUCAUGUGUGAAACACUUGAACCUUUUGCACAACAUAAAGAUACCCUUGGAUUGCUAACAAAAAGUGCUAGAGUUUCUCGAAGACCACCUUCAAGUUCAGGGGUUAAUGAAUCUGUCAUGGUCGGCAGGAAUGAUGAUAAAGAUACAAUCACCAAUAUGCUUUUAUCAGACAGUGGAAUCAGCAAAAAUAAUAAUUUAGGUGUUGUUGCAAUUUUGGGUAUCGGCGGUGUCGGAAAAACAACCCUUGCACAGCUUGUUUACAAUGAUGAAAAAGUUGAACAACAUUUUGAUUUCAAAGUCUGGGUUUGUGUAUCAGCAGACUAUGAUGUUGUGAGAGUAACCAAAUCUCUCCUUGAAUCAGUUGUUAGAAAUACCACAUCUGAUGCUUCAAAGGUAUGGGAAAGCGAUAAUCUUGACAUUCUUCGAGUUGAAUUAAAUAAAAACACGAGGAACAAAAGAUUUUUGUUUGUGCUAGACGAUUUGUGGAAUGAUAGUUACAAUGACUGGGAUGAGCUGGUAAGUCCCCUUGUUGAUGGAAAACCUGGAAGUUCAGUGAUUAUAACAACUCGUCAACAAAAAGUUGCAGAGAUGGCAAAGACAUUUCCUAUUUAUAAAUUAGACCCUCUGUCACAUGAAGAUUGUUGGUCUAUACUCGCAAAACAUGCAUUCGGAAAUGAUGAAUAUCACGAGAGUAAAAACAUAGCCCUUGAAGAGAUUGGUAGAAAGAUUGCAAGAAAGUGUGGCGGAUUGCCAAUAGCUGCUAAAACACUAGGAGGACUUCUACGUUCAAGGAUAGACACAAUGGAAUGGACUAGGAUUUUGAAAAGUGAUGUAUGGAACAUACCAAAUGAUAAUAUUAUGCCUACGUUACAUUUGAGUUACCAAUAUCUUCCAUCUCAUUUGAAAAGAUGUUUUGCAUAUUGUUCAAUUUUUCCAAAGGAUUGUCCACUUGAUAGGGAGAAAUUGAUUUUGCUGUGGAUGGCAGAGGGCUUCCUUGAUUGUUCUCAAGGGGGUAAAUUGGCAGAGGAGGUAGGUGAUGAAUGCUUUACUGGAUUGUUGUCUAGAUCUUUAAUUCAACACUCAAAUGAUGGUACUCGGGGAAACUUGUUUUUCAUGCAUGACCUUAUCAACGACUUGGCUACAACUGUUUCUAGAAAUAUUUGUUAUCGAUUUGAAUGUGGUGACAUCUAUGAAAAGGUUCGUCAUUUAUCAUAUAUUCAAGAAAAUUAUGAUAUUUUCAUGAAGUUUAAGCAUUUCUACAAUUUUAAAUACUUGCGAAGCUUCCUUCCCAUUUUACGCCGUACCACGUGGUUUCCUCACUUAUCCAUUAAGGUGGUUGAUGAUCUACUACCAGUUUUUAAAAGGUUGCGCGUGUUAUCACUGUCAAAAUAUAAAAACAUCACCAAGCUACCAGAUUCAAUUGGCAAUUUGGUGCAAUUGCGAUAUCUAGAUUUGUCCUUCACUGAAAUCAAAAGCUUGCCUGAUACAGUAUGUAACCUUUACAAUUUGCAAACUUUGAAUUUAUUAUGUUGCAAGAGUCUCAUUGAAUUGCCAGUGCAUAUGGGAAAUUUAAUCAACUUACGCCACCUUAAUAUAAGUGAGACUCACAUAAAAGAGUUGCCUAUGGAAAUUGGUGAACUAGAAAACCUUCAAAAUUUGACCGUUUUUUUAGUGGGUAAGCGACAUGAAGGGUUAAGUAUCAAAGAGCUAAGGAAAUUCCCAAACCUACAUGGAAAAUUUACCAUAAAAAACCUAUACAAUGUCGUUGAUUCAAAAGAGGCAGAAGACGCCAACCUGAAAAACAAAGAGAAAAUUGAGAAGUUAGAGUUGAUAUGGGGAAAACAAAGUGAAGAUUCACUAAAAGUGAAGGUUGUGCUUGAAAUGUUGCAACCACCAAUAAACUUGAAGAGCCUACUCAUUGAUUUGUAUGGUGGGACAAGUUUUCCGAAUUGGUUAGGAAAUUCUUCAUUUUCUAACAUGGUGUCCGUUGACAUUCAUAAUUGUGAAUAUUGCACGACACUUCCACCGCUGGGCCAACUACCUUCUCUCAAGAAGUUGAGUAUAUCGAAUAUGUUGUUGUUGGAGAAAAUUGGCCCAGAGUUCUAUUGUGUUGAGGAGGGACAACGUUCAAAUUCUACCUUCCAACCAUUUCCUUCCCUUGAGCAUAUCAAAUUUCACAACAUGCCAAAUUGGAAGGAUUGGAUUCCCUUUGAAUGUAUAAAUUUUGCAUUUCCUCGACUUAGAACUAUGGAGUUACAUAAUUGUCCUGAACUAAGAGGAGAUUUGCCUGACCACCUUUCUUGCAUUGAAGAAAUUGAAAUAGAAGGUUGUUAUAAGCUAUUUGAAACACCCCAUACUUUGCAUUGGCUAUCGGUGGUCAAAAGAGUAAAAAUUAAAAAUCAUGAAGUGUAUGUUCAAAGAACUCCAUGGUUAAUGCUUGAGAACGACUCUCCCUUGCAACAUGCAGCUGCUGAAAGUUACCCAAUGUUUAUUUCUAAAAUGUACCUGAGUAGCAUUUGUCUUACUCACUUGAAUCUCUGGAAAAUUCAAUCUCUCACUUCAUUUCCCACAAAUGGUCUACCCACAUCAUUGCAGUCCCUUUAUAUUCAUGGGUGUAGCAAGUUAUCAUUCAUGCCUCCAAAUGGUCUACCCACUUCAUUGAAGUCCCUUUGUAUUGUAGGGUGUAGGAAGUUAUCCUUCAUGCCUGUCGAAACAUUUCAAAAUUACACAUCACUCGUGAGUCUUGAUAUGUGGGAUAGUUGUGUUGCACUUACUUCAUUUCCACUUGAUGGUUUCCCUGCACUCCAAUCACUUUCCAUCAAUCUUUGUAGGAGUAUGAAUUCCAUUUUUAAUUUAGAAAGUCCUUCACACGGUCAGUCAACCCUCCAAACACUUCAAAUUAUAUCCCAUCUCUCAAUUGAAUCACUUAAAGUCAAUCUUCGGUUGGACACGCUCACCAAUCUUGAACAUUUGGGUCUAGGCUGUCGUGGAGAGUUGUCAUUUCGUGAAGGAGUUUGUCUACCCCCGAAAUUACAAUCAAUUGGUAUUUAUUUCGGAAGAACACAACCGCAUGUAAAGGAAUGGGGUCUCCAAGAUCUGACCGCUCUCUCAAGUUUGAGAAUUGCAAAGAGGGGUGAAAUAGAUAACACAUUGACAAUGGAUUCAAUGCUCUCAACCUCCCUUGUGUCUCUCACUGUCAGUGGUAACAUGUCCUUUGAAGUAAACGGGCUUCGACACCUCUCGUCUCUCGAAAAUCUCCAAUUUGAUCAAUGUCAACAUCUCAAGUCAUUGACAGAAAACUGCAUCCCUUCCUCGCUCAAAUCACUUAUAUUUGUUGAUUGUAAACAACUUGAGUCAUUACCAGAAGACAGCCUCCCUACCUCUCUUAAAAAGCUGACCAUCAGACGCUGCCCUUUGUUAGAAGAAAGGUAUAAAAGGAAGGAAAAUUGGUUCAAAAUUUCUCACAUACCUGUCAUACGAAUAAAUGACCAGCUCACAAUAUGAUGACAGGUUGUUUCAGGAGAGACCUAAAUGGAUGAAAAACAACUCGCUGGAUGAUUUGAAGACAAAAAGGGUGCAUGCUGUUGUUGUGGUUUUUCUUGUAAACUUGUUUCAGAGGAGUCAAAUGCUUUCCGUUGAUUUUCGCAAGAUUUGA